CAACGAGUCCUCCUCCGUCAUGUGACUCGUGACCCCACUGAUCCCUGGGCAGAAAAAUGGAAAUAGAACCGCAGCCGAUGAUGAGACGCUGCAGGGAUCAGUCCAUCAAAUCAACUAGAUGAUCGGCAGGAAAUCUGGACAGUUGUUUGAAUGAUUCCCGUCUGGACUCGUCGUGUCAGGACAUUAGUCAACGUGUGAGUCUGUGACUGGUUGUUCGGCCUCUCCCCUCUGGGCCCAACACAAUGAAAUGUCGGCAGACAGGAAGUGAUCAGACCCAGCUGCUUCCACUGCGCCUGCGACUGUCCCGUGUCCUUCACCUGGUUCCAGUCUGCUUCACUGACACCUGCUGCUGCUGUGACCUGUUUUACCUGAAUGACAGAACGUUGUGAGAGGUGAAGACGCACGGAGGCGUCCGUCCGUGUGCAGUAAAGUAGAGUCGCCUCAUCUCCAGGAAUAAAAGUCACAGCUCGUUCCCUGGAUCUGGACUCACAGGUCUUAUCGGCUUUGUGUGGAUGUGGAUCGUGACAAUCUCCUGUCAAGGUUCUCACGACUUCCUGUCCAGGUAUCUGUCGUCAUGUGGGAUCCUGAUGACGCGAGCUCCGCCCCCUCUGCUGGGCGCCGCCAUGCCGGGGCGCGGCGUGGUGCUGCCGGCCCGCAGCUUCUUCAACCUGGCCGACUCCUUCUCCAAGAAGAAGGAGUACUCUGAGAGACGCAUCAUCGGGUUCUCCAUGCAGGAGAUGUACGAGGUGGUGGCCGGCGUGGAGAACUACCGCCUCUUCGUCCCCUGGUGUAAGAAGUCUGACGUGGUGUUCCAGCGCUCCGGCUUCUGUAAGGCCAAACUCACCGUGGGCUUCCCCCCCGUGGUGGAGAACUACACCUCCCUCAUCACCACAGUGCGCCCCCACCUGGUCAAGGCCGCCUGUUCAGAAGGGAAACUGUUCAACCACCUGGAGACGGUUUGGCGCUUCAGUCCCGGUCUCCCUGGUUACCCUCGCACCUGCACCGUCGACUUCGCCAUCUCCUUCGAGUUCCGCUCGCUCAUCCACUCGCAGCUCGCCCACGUCUUCUUCGACGAGGUGGUGAAGCAGAUGGUCUCGGCGUUCGAGCGUCGGGCCUCCAAGGUUCACGGCGCCGAGACGAGGAUCCCCCGCGAGCUCAUGUUCCACGAGGUCCAUCACACGUAGCGUCGAUGCCAAAGAGGAAGAGGAGGGAGGAGGAGGAGGAGGAAGAGGAGGAAACCCUGCAGUGCCUUUUGUCUCACCAGCUAACGACCAACUUCAUUCCCAAGAAUUUACCGAUAAAUCAGCCGAUAUAUAUAUUUAUAUUUAAAAGAAAUUUGGCAAUGAUUCUUAAGACGUCGUUAUCAAACCUUUAUUACAACGAAUCGUAAUCGAGGUUUGAUAUUUUACAGUUUAACCACAAACUUUAUUAUAUAUGAAGAAAAACUCAAAUACAUCCACAUAUAUAGAACUUGAAUUAGGAAAUUAUUUUUUCUUUUAAGUGCACAAUCUUUUAUAUGAACGCUGAUACGUUACGUCUGUGAAAGGAUCGUAUCGGCCGGUAUUAUCGAUAAAUCGGUUGGGUUUAUGUAUAAAUACAUAAAUAGGGUUAAAAUAAAUAAAUAUGAAAUAAGACGAAGCUGCGUCAGAGAGAAAUCAUCAUGAGGAGGAUUCACCACGACCAUGUUCAGACUAGUGAUUGAGAAUCAAAUCAACGUCACGUUUAUUCUUGUUGCUCGUUUGAAGAAAAGUAGCAAAUCUUCAAAUGUAAAUAGUUCACGAAAAACUUCUCUACUGCUUCAGCUUAUUUGUCUUUAUUAUUAUUUUUAUUAUUAUUAUUAAUUUCAAACAGAACUCAGGCUCUUGUGUUGAGUCGCCGUCAUCGAGGAUCUUCACUUAGCUCGACUUGUUUUUGUGAGUAAAAAGUGAAGGAUUUCCACUUUAGUCCCAAAACUUUUUACAGUUUCAUAAACGCAGGUCGUUGACCUUCGACCUCUGCAACAUUUAUCUCUGUUUUUUUUAAACAUUAUACUCAUUUUAAUUGUAUUUAUUGCUUCAAGUGUAAAUAUUGGUUUUGAUCACGAGAGAAAAGACGCGUGAACAGAAAAUGGGUUUGUGUGUUUUUCUUGCUGACGGAGGAAAAGGAACUUUUUGUGUAAAUGAUGUUGAAUGUUGAACGAAACAUGUAACUGCAUGAAUUAUAAAGUAUUUUUUCUAUAAAAAACAAAACUCUCA
This is a messenger RNA of Scophthalmus maximus (turbot), 2234 nucleotides long. It is a transcript of the gene coq10b, whose product is annotated as coenzyme Q10B. The transcript has 6 exons. Gene Ontology annotation, cellular component: mitochondrion. Gene Ontology annotation, biological process: cellular respiration; ubiquinone biosynthetic process. The record is from RefSeq and is a predicted model, not a curated record. Bases 513 to 1184 code for a protein of 223 amino acids. Gene Ontology annotation, molecular function: ubiquinone binding. Lineage: Eukaryota; Metazoa; Chordata; Actinopteri; Pleuronectiformes; Scophthalmidae.